AUGCGUGAGCCGGCGGAGAGCACGCCGAGCCACGGCAAGUCUCGUGUCCCAGCUCGAAUGCAGCGCUGGAAGCGUCCGAACGUCUGGCUCGGCGCCAUAAUCCCCUCCCUCCUCCUCAUCUUCGCUCUCAGGGGUUACUCGCUCGUCCUGCUAGAGAUCACGAUCGCCUGCGGAUACGCGGUCGUCGUCCACAUCGCGCUGUUCCUCACUGGGUACAGCUACUUCGCCGUCUUCUUCCAACGACGCGAAUCGCCGAGACGGAAGGAACCGCCAGUCGAGGUGCAGGAGAAGCGAGUUAUCUUCGCCUGCGACGACCAGGGGGAGUCAAUACGGUGCUAUCGCGAUUCCUGCGGUGGAGCAUGGCAGUCCCUCCGCACCCGACACUGCGCCGACUGCGCUACUUGCCGACCCAACUUCGACCACCACUGCGCCUUCGUCUCGAAUUGCAUCGGCCAGGAUACCAUGAAGCCCUUCUUCACCUUCCUCGUCUGGGCUGCGGUCCUGCUCAGCGUGGCUCUGGUCCCCUUUGUUCCGCUCGAGUUUCGAAGCAUGCGAGAAGUGGUGCGGACGACGUGGGAUACAGCUGAGCUCGAGGAGCGGUGGUGGAGUCGCAGGUUGAGCUGGGCAGGAGGUCCAGUCUGGCACUACGCCGGCGGUCUUCUCCUCGGCUAUCGCCUCUACCAGAAGACAGCGCACGAGCGACCCCUUCUUGUGCCCGACGUUACGACGCGGACCUUCACGCAAGACGGCAUCACCUACGCCUACGACGUCCCGCUCUACCCCUCCCUCGCCGUGCCACAUCUCGGUACACUCGCUGUCGUGUUCUUCGCACUGUUCAUAACUCUCAUUGCGCUUGCCAUGAUCUUCGUGAUUGUCCGCAACACUCGCCUCGGUACUUCCGCCAUCCAGAUCGAGCGUACGCGGUUAUGGCGGAGUCAGGACGGCGUCAAACCCGUCUACGACGCUCGGGUAGCGCUCUGGGUUCCGCUCGACGCCGAGAGACAGGCAGGACAAGGCGCAGUCGUCUACGUCGAACCCGACACGCCACUUUUCGACCUCGGUCCGAGCGAGAACUGGCGCAGGGUGAUGGGCGAGAAGUGGUGGCAGUGGUUUGUGCCCUGGGUACCGAGGUGA
Molecule: messenger RNA, 1134 nt
Organism: Rhodotorula toruloides NP11
Lineage: Eukaryota; Fungi; Basidiomycota; Microbotryomycetes; Sporidiobolales; Sporidiobolaceae
Product: zinc finger, DHHC-type, palmitoyltransferase
Exons: 5
Coding region: 1-1134 (377 amino acids)
Biological process (GO): peptidyl-L-cysteine S-palmitoylation; protein targeting to membrane
Cellular component (GO): Golgi apparatus; endoplasmic reticulum
Molecular function (GO): protein-cysteine S-palmitoyltransferase activity
Source: RefSeq, a predicted model, not a curated record